Messenger RNA from Striga asiatica, 321 nucleotides. The record is from the annotation of a GenBank genome assembly. Lineage: Eukaryota; Viridiplantae; Streptophyta; Magnoliopsida; Lamiales; Orobanchaceae.
AUGUGGGCUCAAAGAGAAGCCAGUUCUCAGCCAGGUUCAGAUAUAUAUACAUUUGGAAGAGGUCACAGUCCUUGUCCUUUACGUUUAUCGAGGUUAGUAAUCUCAGGAUUUCCUCAGCAUCAUUUGCCUGAAAAUGAGGAACAUAAGAUUCAAGUAAACAAAAAAUGGAGAAAGGAAAAAUGUGUAGUUACCUUCUUAUCCAAACAUGUUGCUAGAAACUGGAAUGCCACAGCACUCCUGAGCUGCUUACUUCGCCCAUCAGUUCCGAUGAUACUCUCCACUAUUCUCAGGGAAUUAAUGUUGCAAGGAAGUCUUCAUUAA